AUGCGUCUAGCUCAAGGUGGAAUCUCUUCACCAAACGACAACCCACCGAAUCUCUAUUGCAAUGCGGACGAAUCCCUCCAAGCACGAAUCGAACGCCUCAGCCGCGAGCGCCCCACGAUAUUUACAACCCGCGGGAAGGAGAUAAUUUUCGUCUUCAGCAUCUCCAUGUCCCAGUUCUUGACGGAAUACUUCGUCUCGGGCUUCACCGUUAUCCUCCCCACACUUAUCACCGAACUCAACAUGUCACACGCAGCCAGUGUCUGGCCAGCGACCGUCUUCUCCCUCGUCAUUGCUAGCACCUUGCUCGUCUUUGGCCGUCUGGGCGAUAUGUGGGGGGGAUAUCCUAUCUUCAUAUCGGGUCUUGCCUGGCUUCUUGUCUGGAGUAUAAUAGCCGGGUUCAGCAUCAAUCCACUGAUGCUCGACUUCUGUCGGGCUCUACAAGGGCUAGGAGCUGCGGCAUUCCUACCCACUGGAGUCAUGAUCAUGGGGUCGUUGUACCGUCCUGGGCCACGAAAGAAUAUUGUCUUUGCAGUAUACGGCACUUCAGGGGUGUUUGGGUUUUUCGGUGGCAUUCUCACGGCAGGAGUCGUGGGCCAAUUCAACCGCUGGGGCUUUUACUUCUGGGUCGGAGCCAUCCUAACGGCAAUUACGCUGUUAACCUCAGUUUUGUCUGUUCCACGUCUUCGUUCAAACGACCAAACCCCAAGCAAAGCCAAGAUGGACUACGGCGGUGCCAUCACAAUCAUCUGUGGCCUCAUCCUGGUUGUGUUAAGCAUCUUACAAUCAGCACACGACCCUGCAGGCUACGUUGAAGUGCGCGUCGCUGCUCAGCCUCUCCUACCGGCUUCGAUCUUCACGACUCCUUGUAUGAGCCCUCUUCUUUUGGCUCUCUUCCUGCUUUACGGCACCUGGGGCAUCUUUUCUGUAUAUGGCACCCUCUAUUUCCAGAACAUCAUGUCUGCCAGUCCCUUGCAGGUGGUAGCGUGCUCCAACCUCGAACGGCGGCGUGUCUCCGUCUUCACUGGCGGGGACAUCGGCGGGAACAUCGGCGGGGACGUCGGCGGGGGUGCCGGCGGGAUCACCACCGGCAUCAGCGGCAGGGUCGCCAACAGCAUCGGCGGUAGGUUCACCAACUGGAACCGCAGCAGGGUCACCGGCGGGGGUUUCCACGUCGACAUCAGCGAGUUCUCUCGCGCUAGAUGUCUCGGCACCUUUGAUCUCGAGCCCCAGGGACUCUUCGAGCGGAAAUCCUACAGCGAACCCUACAGCGAACCCUACAGCGAACCCUACAGCGAACCCUACAGCGAACCCUACAGCGAACCCUACAGCGAGUCCUCCAACGGUGUCCUCCUCAUUGUCCACGCGCAGUUCUCCCAGUCUCAGCUUCACAUUUUUGAACACCACAUCUCCGUCUUUCACCAAUACUGUGGGCUUCAGUACGUCUUCCUCGAGAAUUCCCACAACGACGGCGCCUAUGCCAAUGCCCUCCGAUCCUCUUGCUUCCAGUCUUAUCAACUCGCUCAUACCCUCCGAAUCUCGUUCACCCACCUCGGGCGCAACGCUUUCGGGUCUAUCGGGAUUCUCUUCACCAUCCUUCUCCGCGUCAUCUCCUGGUCUAUCGACUGGGGUAGCUCCUUCGUCUGUCGCAACCCCAAGCCUAUCCUCAGCCGGCAUAACUUCUACAUCAUCCGGAAUCUCAGCGUCAGCUUCGCCCACAUUUGCUCCAGCACCGAGACCAGCGAGAAACCGGACACUUGCGACCUUGCCACCCAAUUUGUUCUACUGUCCGGAGAACUACUCAUCCAAGGCUUUCCUGUUCAUUAUUCUCCUGGCGAGACUUUGAAGCCGCUCCUCAGGGGCGGUUCACCACCCCCGGGCGCCAUAACGACCCGUUUCACACGCAUUAACGGGGUCCUUGAGUUCGUCAACGCGUCUCUUCCUGGUGGACAAGCAACGUUUUGUCAAGAUAGCAAUACCAGAGAGGUUUUGCUCAAUUUUGCAUCUUCUCCACAAAACUGUGAGCCGGCCGUUAUCGUGGUCUAUGGGGCCGAGCAAUGCCAGAACAAACAGAUUGUCUCCGCAGUCGUCCCCAGCAUUCGUGGCAGCUCUUCAACUCAACUCGUCAUUGGCCCUUCCUCCAGCCAGUUGGUCACGCCUAUUUCAAGUCUUCAAACAACAUCUAUCAGCCCAGAGCUGUCAUCUCUGUCACAGCCUGUCAUCUCAUCUGGCGUCAGUCAGACAGGCACGGCUCCACUUUCCACUCCCGAGAGCAGUUCGGGAACGCCAACCUCAUCAGCCACUCCGAGCUUCGAAACGCCGUGCGCCCCGCAAGCAUCGACUUUGUUCGUACCCUCGCAAGACAUUGAUAUUGAUAGGACAUCGGCGGACAGACUUAACGCCGUCAACACCGUCUUUCUCAACUAUGUCGAGGUUCCUGGGGAUCGUGUGAUGCAGAUCGAGCUGUCUUUGAACUCUGCAGGGAUUUUACUUGAAAACUCAAACCGCGUCACUUCCGUCGUCUGCAGAAAUAGCACGACCUCAGAGCCCUCGGAACUUACGCUGGAUUUCCUCACUCCCGACGACGCGUCGAGAUUUGCUUUGAUCUUGAGCCAGUCACCCGGCUUGGUUCUCAUCACCCAAAGCAAUACUGGCUGCAACCUCAACACAGCUCGAGGGUUCUGGGAAUUUGAUUCGACAAAGAACUCGCCUGCAACAUCCACAUCUCUCACAGUUCUCGCUAGGGAGCGAAAGAUGGUUGAGGUUGCGAACAGGAUCACGCUUCUCUAUGGCAAGCGGGACGGCAUUAGUGGAAAGAGCUUCACCUCGACGGCCGCUGGGUUCCCCCGUGGAACCAUCUCCUUCGUCAUCCUCGUCUCCUGGACCGUCGUCCCCCUCGCCAACCACUUCGGCGCCAUUAAAUUCACUGACUACAUCAUCGGUUUCAGCUACAUUAUCGGAACAGUCAUCAUCAAUCUCACCGAGCGAGUCUUCGCUCUCACCCUCGCUGACUGA
Colletotrichum karsti is the source of this 3012-nucleotide messenger RNA. RefSeq lists its product as uncharacterized. Gene Ontology annotation, molecular function: transmembrane transporter activity. Gene Ontology annotation, biological process: transmembrane transport. The record is from RefSeq and is a predicted model, not a curated record. Gene Ontology annotation, cellular component: membrane. The transcript has 7 exons. The coding region runs from base 1 to 3012 and encodes 1003 amino acids. NCBI's taxonomy places the organism in Eukaryota, Fungi, Ascomycota, Sordariomycetes, Glomerellales, Glomerellaceae.